AUGACUUACACAUCCUUGGCUAUUGAAACAAAAUAUUUUAUCGUGCACAAUCCAUCAAAAAUGACAUUUGAACAGUUACAAUCCAAUUCAAAAUAUUCGGCCACAUUAGAGUGUCCUUGUGAGAAUAUUUCUAUCCCAUAUGGUUCGUUUAUUUCAAUUGCACCUCAUUUUCAUCAACUCUGUUCAAGUGAUUUUAUCUCAAAUUCUUCAGCUUGGCUCAAUUUACUAUUUGAUGAUGAGGCUGCUCUCAACUAUUCUUAUGAUAAUUAUCGUCUCUUUGCCGUCCCUCAGUUUCAAUGGCUUACUUCAUUGUGUAGCCUGGUGAAUGACACACUCUCACAGGGAUUGAUUCAAUUCACUUCGAGCACAUUUGUCUCUAAAUAUCUACAAUCUCAAGAAAAUAUUGAAAUUCAAGCAACUGCAGCCAUCGAUCAGUUUCGCUUAGCAACACCUCGAACAUUUGUACGUUUACUCGAUUUUAUUCGAUACAUGGCACAAGGAAAUGAGAUUGUUUCAUCGACUAUGUCCAAUUGGCAGUUUUUUGCUUUGAUUCGAACUGUACCACAUUCCUAUUUCGAUGAUAAUAUUACACCACCUGAUUCAUUGUGGAGUGAACCACGAUUGUAUGGCGACGCUGGCAAUUGCUCGUGUGGUACAAAUGCCAUGUGCACAUCGCCAGCUAGUCUCGAUGAACAAUCUUUGCCCGGACUUCUUGUUGGGUGUUAUCCGCUCGAGGCACUUCUUCAAUCAACUCUUGAAUGUUUGUACAAUAUGACAUGCAUCGAUGCACUCAAAAAUAUGUAUUACUCGUCAAAUAUUUCUAUUAGGGCACUGGAUUCGACACUCUCUUCACCCAAUAUUACUGUCCAAGCACUCGUCAAUGUACUUAUGAUCGAUCGAUGGGAAAAUAAUAUAACCUAUGAUCAAUACUAUCAAUUAUGUGCAUCAACUCAAUGCACCUAUUCAGUCAAUAAACGAGCUGAUCUGCUCUAUGUUGUGACAGCCAUUAUGGGGCUAUAUGGAGGAUUAACUGUUAUACUCAAAAUUUGUGUGCCCAUAAUGGUUAAAAUUGUGCUAGGUAUAAAACGUCGUCGGGAACGAAUGGUGAUAGCGACAGCUGUUGAAGAGCUAUAA
This is a messenger RNA of Adineta steineri, 1134 nucleotides long. Lineage: Eukaryota; Metazoa; Rotifera; Eurotatoria; Adinetida; Adinetidae. The record is from the annotation of a GenBank genome assembly.